Molecule: messenger RNA, 966 nt
Organism: Aspergillus bombycis
Lineage: Eukaryota; Fungi; Ascomycota; Eurotiomycetes; Eurotiales; Aspergillaceae
Product: aldo/keto reductase family protein
Exons: 3
Coding region: 1-966 (321 amino acids)
Cellular component (GO): cytoplasm
Source: RefSeq, a predicted model, not a curated record
AUGCCUUAUCUCGUCGGAAAAGAGGUUGGCGCCACCGGCUAUGGCACCAUGAGACUGACCUGGCAGGAGCACCCACCCACACAGGCGGUGUGCUUUGAGACUCUGAACAAGGCGCUGGAGCUCGGUGCUAACUUCUGGAACGGAGGCGAACUCUACGGCACUCCGGAUUAUAAUUCCCUGCAUCUUCUGAACCAGUACUUCACUAAGUAUCCCCAGAACGCGGACAGGGUGGUCCUCAGCCUUAAGGGUGGGAUGAAGCCGGGUAUGCUGGGCCCGGAUGGGUCGGCAGAGAACGUCCGCCGCAGCGUGGACGAGUGCCUGCGCCUGCUGGACGGAAAGAAGAAGAUUGACAUCUUCGAGUGUGCGCGACAGGACCCAAAGUACCGCAUCGAGAACACUGUGGAAGUUCUGGCACAAUACGUGAAGGAGGGCAAGAUUGGAGGUAUUGGCCUAAGCGAGGUCGAUGCAGAGACUAUUCGCAAAGCAAAUAAGGUGCACCCUAUCGCCGCCGUCGAGGUUGAAAUGUCCCUGUGGUCGACCGACAUUCUUGAAAACAACAUCGCGAAUACAUGCGCCGAGCUGAACAUCCCCGUCAUUGCGUACUCGCCCCUGGGUCGCGGUGUCCUGGCGGGAGCUGUGACGUCGCUGAAAGACCUCCCCGAGGGUGACAUCCGCCGGCAUAUGUCCCGCUUCCAGGAGGAGAACUUUCAGCACAACCUGAAGCUUGUCAAUGAGGUCAAUCGCCUGGCGGAGCGUAAGAGGCUUGCCCCCUCCCAGAUUGCCCUCGCUUGGAUCCUUAGUCUGAGCAACAAGCCUGGCAUGCCCACCAUUAUUCCUAUCCCCGGAGGCACUACCACCGACAAGGUUGUUCAGAACAUGGUCGGGGUGAAGCUGCUCACGGAUGAAGAGUUGGCAGAGGUUGAUGCGAUGUUGAAGCAGUACCCCGUCGCCGGGCCGCGGUACUAG